This is a messenger RNA of Lymnaea stagnalis (great pond snail), 165 nucleotides long. The record is from the annotation of a GenBank genome assembly. NCBI's taxonomy places the organism in Eukaryota, Metazoa, Mollusca, Gastropoda, Lymnaeidae.
CAAGACAAGAUUAAACUUUCACUGGAGAGAUUAAAGAUGGUGGAGGUGGAGAGCAGCUCCCUCAUGUUAUUGAGUGAACAGCGACAUUGGUACGAGAAAUGUCUUGGUGAGAUAGCCAAUCAGGUGGUUCAAGCCUUUUUAGCUCACAAGGUAGCUAUAUUAUAA